This is a messenger RNA of Schistocerca piceifrons (Central American locust), 630 nucleotides long. RefSeq names its product seminal vesicle major clotting proteins-like. The transcript is spliced from 2 exons. The record is from RefSeq and is a predicted model, not a curated record. NCBI's taxonomy places the organism in Eukaryota, Metazoa, Arthropoda, Insecta, Orthoptera, Acrididae. The coding region runs from base 1 to 630 and encodes 209 amino acids.
AUGGCUUGCGAGGACAGCACGGCUUCUCAACUUGAGAGGACAGCUCAACUUGAGAGGACAGCUCAUCUAGAGAGGACAGCUCAUCUGGAGAAGACAGCUCAUCUAGAGAGGACAGCUCAACAUCAGAGGACAGCUCAACUUGAAGGAGAGGUCAACUUAAGAGGACAUCUCAACUUGAGAGGACAGCUCAACUUGAGAGGACAGCUUAACUUGAGAGGACAGCUCAACUUCAGAGGACAGCUCAACUUCAGAGGACAGCUCAAGUUGAGAGGACAGCUCAACCAGAGAAGACAGCGCAACUUGAGAGGUCAGCUCAAGUUGAGAGGACAGCUCAAGUUGAGAGGACAGCUCAACUUGAGAGGACAGCUCAACUUGAGAGGACAGCUCAAGUUGAGAGGACAGCUCAACUUGAGAGGACAGCUCAACUUGAGAAGACAGCUCAACUUGAGAGGACGGCACAACAUGAAAGGACAGCACAACUUGAGAGGACAGCUCAACUUGACAGGACAGCUCAACUUGAGAGGACAGCUCAGCCUGAGAGGACAGCUUAACUUGAGAGGACAGCUCAACUUGAGAGGACAGCACUACUUGAGAGGAAAGCACAACUUGCGAGGACAGCAAAGCUUGUGA